Colletotrichum destructivum is the source of this 1116-nucleotide messenger RNA. RefSeq names its product Putative chromo/chromo shadow domain, Chromo-like domain superfamily protein. The record is from RefSeq and is a predicted model, not a curated record. Lineage: Eukaryota; Fungi; Ascomycota; Sordariomycetes; Glomerellales; Glomerellaceae. The transcript has 3 exons. Bases 1 to 1116 code for a protein of 371 amino acids.
AUGCCUCGAGACAAACACUCAAGCAAGUCUGUCGAGAAAGAAGACCUCCGCUACGAUGCCAUCAAGAAAAUUGUCUCGCACUCCCUCGAUCCCGACACGGCUCUUGUGACCCUCACCGUCCUCGUCAAGGGCACUCGCGAGGACAUAUCCGAGUGGGACGUCCAGGAACAUAGACCCAGUCUUCUUUUCGACUACUGGGCGAGCUUCAAAGGCAGAACACGGCAGGAUGUUCUCGGUAUCGGAGAGCUUUACCAUCCCUACAGAUUCUUGCGACACCGUCGUGUCCGCGGCCAAUGGCAGGUGCUCGUCCAGUGGUUAGGAUACUCGGAAGAAGGGGAGGAUGUCUCCUGGGAGCCCGCCGUGAAGAUGCGUGUUGAUGCUCCUGAUGUGAUGACCGACUACUGCGGAUACGUGGAUGACGACAGUGCAAAGGCCGCCCUCUUGGGACCCAUGCCGCAAGCAGAGGAUAAUGUCCACGCUGCACUCGCCAAGGCCGGCGUCAAAUCUGCCGCUGAGAAUCCCAUGUCUGCCACAAAGCAAACCACGAAGCGCAAGCGAGACAGCUUGAACGAUCAGCCGCAAUCAGUCGCCGACAAGCGCAGACGAUCCUCCCGCUAUGACUCGACACCUGCCACCAAGUCGCCUGUACCCAAGCCGUCCGUUUCCAAGAAAGCACAAUUACAAGCCUCUGUCGACAGUCCCAUACCAUCCCAAAUGACGCCUAAAUCCAACUUUGCCUCAACUAGGCAAUCCAAUCUUGCCGUGGGCGCUAUAUCCUUUGGAGCCACCUCGUCUGCUCAUGCACAGCCCCCGUCGAGACGGAAAAGCUUGCGAGCAUCCUCUGUGGCAACCCCGAGUACUACGGCCUCUCGGCGUCUUAGUCCCGCAGAUGUUCCCCGGACAAUGCUGUGGUUCAUGGACGAUUUCACCGUCGGCGACAUGCAGAAGGUCUGCCGCUUUAUCGACGAGAACUGUACGGGAAAACUUCGCCUCCCUCUUUACAGCGGUGGUGAUUGGGAUGGCAAGGCAGCUAGCGGCAGAUGGGAAGAUGUCUUUAUGGUGAGCCCGUUAGGUCGCCUAGGCCGCUACGACAAUGAGGACGAGAAGGAAGAGUGA